UUCUCGCUAAAUCUAGCGUUUUUCAAAUCUCAUCUAACUGGUAAUUUUUUAAAAUGCGGAUAGCGGUAAUUCUGACUUUAUGAAAUAUUUUUCUAGCUUUUUUCUGGCGGUUUUUAAAGAAAUAUAGUUUAUAUGGUAUUUUGAGAUUUGAAUGGUUUUUCGCUUAUGCGGGGUCUACAAUGCGAGUCGCUGAGUUGUAGUCGUAAGAAUAAUCGACUGCGAUUGGUCAAUUCCGUCAGAUACAUAAGAAUUGGCCAAUGAUAGUCGGUUAUUUUUACGACUACGACUCUGCGACUCGCAUUGUAAACCCCGCAUUACCGCGCGACGAGAAGCGACGCUGUGAGAACAAAUGAAUAUCUUAAAUGAAUAACGCUAUCGCGUCUCUUUUUGCCGUGCGGCAAUCGUUUCCGUGCGUCCUAUGUGCAGAAACCGUAACCUAUGCCUGUGCAGUCAAGUCUGUAUAAAAAAACUGGAAGAUACAAGUUCGGUUGUCGACACGUUAAACACUCCAAAAAGUGUACAGGAAAAUCUCAGCUCUUUUAGCGUUUUCGAUUUGCUGACUCGACCCGACUCCGAGUCAGAAAAGUUUGAUCAAAAGUAAGAUUUUUGCAGAAAUUGUGGUUCAAAUCUUGCUAUUGAUCAAAAUUUUUUUACUCUAGGUCGAGUCGAGUCAGAAAAUCGAAAACGCUAUUUGUUUACAAAAGCCAUUACAGUUCUGUGAUUUAAUUACGUUUAUCCGUGCUGUACUCGUAGAAAAUGGGAAAACCAGUGUAUCAGCAGAAAUUCCGAUUAGAAUGGAAGUCUAACCCUCAGUUAAAAGAUUGGAUUCGUGAAGACAUGACGAAUAAAACUAAAGCUUACUGCAAAUAUUGCAAGUGCAAUAUACAAUGCAAAUUGAGUGAUUUGAUUUUGCAUGCUAAAACAAAAAAACAUAAAGUAGCAAGCAGAUCGCAGCUAGUGGAACGCAAAAUUCCAUUCAAACCCUUAUCUACCAAGACGCAAGAACAGGAGGCUGCUCUAGCCUUAUAUAUCAGCCAGCAUAGUGCAAUAGCGCCCGUUGAUCAUUUAAGUUCUUUGUGUAAAAGUAAAUUUGAUGAUAGCGUGACGUGCACUCAAAUGAUGUUGCACAGAACCAAAUGUACUAACAUAAUUAAAAAUAUAUUGGCAACCCAUUUUGUUGAGGAUUUGCGUAUUGAUAUUGGGGAUUCAAAGUUUAGUUUAUUGCUCGAUGAGUCAACGGAUAUUAGCGUCACAAAACUUCUUGGUAGUGUUAUCAUAUAUUUUAGCAAAAAACAGCAAAAAAUAAUUUCAACAUUUCUUUCAAUGGCAGAAUUAAAAAGUGGAAAUGCAGAGGACAUUGUAAAUUGCUUGAAAAAUGAGCUGAAAAAAUUUAAAUUAAAUAUUAAAAAUCUAAUUGGUAUAGGAACGGACAAUGCCAGUGUCAUGGUUGGCUGUAACAAAAGUGUGUAUACUGAACUGAGAAAAGAAGUACCUCAUCUUAUUCUUAUUCGAUGUGUCUGCCAUUCCGUGCAAUUGGCGACAAAUUAUGCUUGUAAAGAAUGCCUUCCCAGAAAUCUAGAGUUUUUAGUUCACGAAACAUAUAAUUGGUUCAGCAAGAGCUCUAGUCGCCAGUCCGCAUAUAAACAAUUAUAUGAAACAAUCAAUAAUGGCAUGGAACCAUUAAAAAUAACUAGAGUUUGCGAUACUCGUUGGCUAUCCAUUGAAGUUGCGGUUUCGCGUUUAUUAGAGCAAUGGCUCGAAUUAAAGACACAUUUUGGUAUUGUCAGAAAUUCUGAAAAAUGCUAUACGGCUGAAAACUUAUACCAAAUGUACAAUGACAAAAUUAAUUAUGUUUUUUUGCUAUUUCUUAAACCGAUUCUAUUGGAACUGCAAACAUUAAAUAAGAGUUUUCAGAGCAAUACUAGUGAUCCAACUAAGCUGUUAAGAGAUUUAGUGAUAGUUAUAAAUUCUUUAAAAAACAAAGUUAUUAACCCGACACAUAAUUUUGAUAUUGUAACGACGGAUUUUGAUAAUUAUAUCGAUAGAACGUGCUACUUAGGUUAUAGAUUUGAAAAUCAAAUAACUGAAUAUAAAAAAGAAAAUGUGAUAAGUGAAGAGACUGAAAGAAAUCUCCGGUUGAGAUGUGUAAAUUUUGUCGUUGUUCUCAUCAAACAACUUAAACAAAGAUUACCUGAUAAUUAUAACAUAUUACAGAAAAUUGACUUAUUUUCUGUAAAUAAGAUUUUACAUCCCAUAAAGGAAGAUAUAUCGCCCAUUUUAAGAAAUUUUGAAUCUAAUCCUGAUAUAGUGGGAAAAAUAAUUAAUGAAUAUCAUAAUAUAAAUUUUGUCAAAUGGAUUAAUAUAUCAAACACUACAUUAUUUUGGGCGGAAGUAAAUGCUUAUAGAGACGCAGGUGGUAAUAAUCCUUUUGGAAAUCUGGCCAAAUUUGUAUUAGAACUUCUUUCUUUGCCAUGGUCAAAUGCUGACGUGGAACGAACGUUCAGUCAUUUAAACUUGGUGAAAUCCAAAAUUAGAAAUCGCAUGCAAAUUUCAACACUUAAUGCGAUUUUAAAUAUAAGAUAUGGUCUAAGUCGACACAAUAAAUGCUGUCAUAAUUAUGAGAUACCGAAUUCAUAUAUUCGUUUAAUUGGAACAAAUGUUGCAUAUGUUAACUGUGAUAUCGAUAUGAUUAAUACUGAAGAUUCUCAAGAAGACUGGAUCGAUAUUAAUUAGAGUUACGCUUAAAAGAUAUUACAAAUAUCAAUAUAUAUAAAAAAUAAUAUAUGAUUAUAUGUAUAUUGUUAUAUGUAUACAUAUGUAUAUUUAGAAUACCACAUUAAACUAAUUCAAAUUUAGAAA
Vollenhovia emeryi is the source of this 2859-nucleotide messenger RNA. RefSeq lists its product as uncharacterized. Bases 757 to 2733 code for a protein of 658 amino acids. The record is from RefSeq and is a predicted model, not a curated record. Lineage: Eukaryota; Metazoa; Arthropoda; Insecta; Hymenoptera; Formicidae. The transcript has 5 exons. Gene Ontology annotation, molecular function: protein dimerization activity.